Molecule: messenger RNA, 2463 nt
Organism: Lates calcarifer (barramundi perch)
Lineage: Eukaryota; Metazoa; Chordata; Actinopteri; Centropomidae
Gene: elac1
Product: elaC ribonuclease Z 1
Cellular component (GO): nucleus
Molecular function (GO): 3'-tRNA processing endoribonuclease activity
Source: RefSeq, a predicted model, not a curated record
GGAGCAACUCUGACCGGACUGAAGGGGCGCCAUUUUCGCUCCGGUAUCCAGCUCUAAUAAUACAUCCAUGCUUCAAAACGGCAGUUCACAAACUACUGGGUGACAUCAUGGUGGCUACUUUCUAUAUAGUCUAUGGUUGACAGGGAGCAUGGCAUGCUGCUACAGUGUGGUGGUCAGUUUUAGACAGUUUCUACCAGUUUUCGUGUAACCCUUGGGGGAAUGACCAUGGAUAUGACUUUUCUCGGGACCGGCUCGGCCUACCCGUCUCCUCACCGCGGUGCCUCGGCUCUGGUGCUGCGGACGGAGGGGGAGUGCUGGUUGUUUGACUGCGGAGAGGGAACCCAGACCCAACUGAUGAGGAGCCAGCUCAGAGCCGGCCGAAUCACCAAGGUUUUCAUCUCCCACUUACAUGGAGAUCACCUGUUUGGUCUGCCUGGUCUGCUCUGCACUGUGAGUCUCAACACCAACCCUGACCCAGAGAAGAACCUGAACUGUGUGGACAUAUAUGGGCCCCGGGGCCUCCGACACUUUCUCAGGGUGACACUUGGCCUCUCUGGGUCACAGCUGCUCUUCCCUUACGCAGUGCAUGAGCUGGAGCCCACACCUGAGCAGAGUCCAGAGGAGGGACAGCUCAGUCUGGAGAUGACCGCAGAGUGCGGUCCUCUGCACCCACAGGAGCGACCAGGCAGGACAAUCUCACUGGAUGUCUCCAGUGACUGUUACCUCCUCUUUGAGGACAAGAAGUUUGUAGUCAAAGCCUUCAGAUUGUUCCAUCGCGUCCCCUCGUUUGGUUUUUGCAUUCAGGAGCAUGAUCGCCCUGGACGACUGAAAACUGAACUACUGAAGGAACUGGGCCUGAAACCGGGGCCUCUCUAUGGCCGUCUCAAAGCUGGAGAGACCAUAACCUUGGAAAGCGGGCGUGUGGUGCUGCCUAGUGAGGUGCUGGAAGAAACCAUCCCAGGGAGGAAAGUCUGCAUUUUAGGGGACUGUAGCUCAGUUCUUGGGGAAGGACCACUGAGUUUGUGCAGAGGGGCGGACAUUCUAGUUCAUGAGGCGACUCUGGGCAACGAUCACCGAGAGAAAGCAGUGGACCAUGGACAUAGUACACCUGAGAUGGCAGCGGCAGUGGCUCGGGCUUGCGGUGCGCAGAGGUUAGUGCUAUACCACUUCAGUCAGAGGUACAAACCCAGCUCCCUGCAGACAGAAGGAGACGAGGACAACAUCUCAGAGCUCAAGAGACAGGCUGAGGAAGCUCUGCAGGACAGUGGUGUGGAAGUGACUCUGGCUGAGGACUUUCUGACUCUGACCAUUCCCCUCCGAAGACCAAGGUAAUGAACAAGCAGUUCUUAGCACCUACAAGCAGACAUUUAGCUUGACAGUUACUUCUGUUAAAUGGUCAAAUUUCCAUUUAAAAUUUAAAUAUUCCAGUAUGUAUACAAUGUCAUCACAUAUUGUGAUUUGGAAUUUGGACUAGGUUUUUCUCUCUGCAUUUCCUUUACUUUUUAUCCAGUUGACUGUUAUCAACAAACCUUUAAUUAGUCAAACAUGACAAGUAGACUGACAAAAAAAAAUCUCAACUUACCACUUAUUUGCUUGUUCAGGAGCUUUUGACCAUAUCACAGUCUUCAUCAGCAGCUGGAGUUUGCUUAGCUGCCAUGGAAAUGUAGAUGUUAACAUUUUACAUUGUUGCCCAUGUUGACUUUAAAGUUUCAUGAAUUCAUGCUUGGCCUUGGAAACAACAGUUGGUUAAAUAAUAUCUGCUCAAGGUUCAUGUACUUGCUUGCCCUGGCUUCCAAGUGUCUCAUGUGGUAUUCAUCAGCAGAUGAUACUGACUACCAAGCUUAACUUUAAUGCUAACUUAGAUGCGAUGCCCAAGUGAGGCUCAGAAACUCCCACUGCCGAUGAGGACUUUGUAAUAACUUCAAAAUAGACUCCAGAGCAAGAAAGUGGACCUUGAGCUUACUGCAUUUUUUUCAACUGCUAUUUCCACAGUUAGAAUGACUGUCAAGUUAAAUGACAAAUGAAGGAGAUAUGCGUAGCCAGUUGUUUUAUCAUUUUACCACAUUGGUUCGUGAUUCUCCAGUGAAGAAGGACCAAAAUUUUAAUUUAAAUACUAGAAAUUACCCAAGUUAAAUUGCAUGAAUAGUUAUGUCAUAGGUUUCAAUCUUACGAGUCAUUUCUGUCAGUUUUGUAAUGUCAACACACGCUGUAAUCUGACACUAAAACCACAAUCUUUCUAUAUGAAUCAGCUUAUAUCUUUUCACAGCUUCUGUGUAAUUUUAAAUGAAGGGCAUGCGAUGAUCUCUGAACCUUUUCCAGAGCUUUAUUUCUGGAUCUGUACACAAGGUAUUAAAGUACAACAGAAAAUACAAAAUAAUGUUUAACAAAAGAAAAAAAAACAACUCAAUGUUUAUGUACAAUUCUUAUAAACAAUAAAGAUAGCUUCUUGAACAUUUCUCAUAA